Molecule: messenger RNA, 411 nt
Organism: Microthlaspi erraticum
Lineage: Eukaryota; Viridiplantae; Streptophyta; Magnoliopsida; Brassicales; Brassicaceae
Source: the annotation of a GenBank genome assembly
AUGCUCGGUUCGUCGAUGGUUUCGACUGGGAUGACCCGUCGCAGUGCUGAUUCAGUUUUGGACGCCAAGGCUGCGAAUAGCGUCCAUGCGAUCGUCUUUUGUGUCGUAGUCACCGCUGAAUUGUUUAGCGACGAGCUGAGAGUCACAGAAUGCAUGAACGUGUUCUGCUCCGACUGCUUCGGCGAGACGAAGCCCGGCAAUAAUUGCUUCGUAUUCGGCUUCGUUGUUGGACGCUGGGAAACCGAGUUUGAGCGAUUGUUCGAGAAUCUCGCCUGUCGGGGAGACGAGGCGGAUGCCGACGCCUGCUCCUUGCCUGGAGGAUUAUCCGUCGACAUGCAGGUUCCAUUUGAGGAUUUGCUCGUCCUCUUGAGUUGCGAGCUCAGGCGGGAUUUCUACGAUGAAGUCGGCUAG